ACUCUUGAGGCUCCAGGUCCCUGCCCUUGGCUCAUUUUAGCUGGGGCCUACGGUGGCCUGGCUCCCUGCCUGAGGACUUGGGCAGGGGCAGCCUGUGUCACUUCCAUGGUGGGAGCAUCCCCACUCCGUGCUCAGCCCAGGGAUGCUGAGCCCCAGCCCUGCCCCAGCCUCCUGCCAGGCAGGGCUCUGUGGGAUUCCGAGGCUGCUCGUGCUCAGCCACCCACCCAGGAUCCUUCAACAGCACCCGGCCAGGCUAAAGAGGGAACGUCGGCUGCCCAAGGUCACACAGCAGACACCCUGAGCCAGCUCCUGGACCCGAGACCUUGGCAGGAUGGAAGAGAAGCUAAAGAAAACCAAGAUCAUCUUUGUGGUGGGCGGGCCUGGCUCCGGGAAGGGCACCCAGUGUGAGAAGAUCGUGCAGAAGUAUGGCUACACCCACCUCUCCACUGGGGACCUCCUGCGCACUGAGGUCAGCUCAGGCUCGGCUAGGGGCAAGAAGCUGUCGGAAAUCAUGGAGAAGGGGCAGCUGGUGCCGCUGGAGACGGUGCUGGACAUGCUCCGAGACGCCAUGGUAGCCAAGGUGGAUUCUUCCAAAGGCUUCCUGAUUGAUGGCUACCCCCGGGAGGUGCAGCAGGGAGAGGAGUUUGAGCGGCGGAUUGGACAGCCCACGCUGCUGCUAUACGUGGACGCAGGCUCUGAGACCAUGACAAAGCGGCUCUUGAAGCGCGGGGAGACCAGCGGGCGCGUGGACGACAAUGAGGAGACCAUCAAGAAGCGGCUGGACACCUAUUACAAGGCCACCGAGCCUGUCAUCGCCUUCUAUGAGAAGCGUGGCAUUGUCCGCAAGGUCAAUGCCGAAGGCUCCGUGGACAGCGUCUUCGCCCAGGUGUGCACCCACCUGGAUGCCCUCAAGUAGCCACACUGGAGCCCUGCGCCCCACCCUGCCCUGGCCCACACCCACCUGGCCAUGGCACACAGGAAGCCACCUUGUCCUGAGUCGGGCCGCACCAGCACUAAAGGCAUUUCCAAGGACGUUUGGUUUCCUCCUCUUUCUUUGCUUCCAGUUGGAGUUGAUUUGUCCAGGGCCGGAGUCUGCAGCCCAUCGCCCACACCUCAGCCAGCCCCUUCCUCCUGCCAGGGACCCUGGCCCUCCUCACCUGGCCAUGGCCGGCCCAGGCGCCUGGGGGCCGGGGUCUCGCAUUCCUCUCCCCCUUGCAGUGUGGCCUCGGCCCUGACCCCUCGUCUCGCUGAGCUGUGUUUUCCGUGCUGACCCUUGAGGGGCCUGGACGGCAGCAGGCAGUGAAGUGGGCACUCUGGGCAGCGGGCAGCACACACCAGCCAGCUGAGGGCACAGUGGAUCGGCCCCCUGGGUGCCCAACACUGCGGGGGUCUGAGCAGGGCAUGCAUGCGGGACACGGUGGUGCACACCUGGGAUCCCAGCACUUGAGAGGCUGAGGCAGGAGGAUCACUGAAUUCGAGGCCAGCCUGGGGUACAUAGGGUACACACCCUGUCUCAGAAAACUGAAAAAAACGAGGAAAAAGGACACGGGAUGAAUGAGGGAGGCAUGUUUGGUGCCUCUCCAAGGUGGCCCUGCCCAGGGACCAGCCGCCCUCUGACCUCUUUCCAGUCUAAAACACAUUUGGUGUCCCCUGCCACCACCUUCAUUUGGUUCAGGACAGGGACAUGCUGAGCAAGGGGUGGGGGUUGGCAGUGACCAGAAACCAGAGCAGGGUGGCAGGGAUGUGCUGGCGACACCCAGGCCUAGGGGGAGCAACCUCCCUCCUCCACCCCCGCCCCGGCUCUGUCACCGAGGAAGGCUCAGUGUGGUGCUCACCAUUCCCAGCCCCUGUCCCGGCCUGAGAGCCCGGAAGGACACUGAGCGGGGCAGUGGCACUCAUUUUGUGUCCCCUGCUAGUGGCAAAGUGGCUGUGCUUUUCCAUUGACAUUGGUUAUUUAAACUUUCCUCCAAAAUAAACAUAUUUAAGUUACAAAGGUGAA
This is a messenger RNA of Heterocephalus glaber (naked mole-rat), 1999 nucleotides long. Lineage: Eukaryota; Metazoa; Chordata; Mammalia; Rodentia; Bathyergidae. The record is from RefSeq and is a predicted model, not a curated record.